GUUUGUCCCCAGAAUGAAGUUUUCAGGCUUGCUUCUUCCUGCUGAAAUGCCUUGACCUCUUUAAACUGGGUGGGCAGGCCUCAUAGCACAGUUCUUUAUGAGCAAAAACCGCACCUUGCCAACAAAAAACAUCUUUACUCCCAAGUAAAAAAAGGGCAGCGCUUCUAUCCGAACAGCUCAUUCUAGAGACGACGCUGGCUUGCGAGAUGCUGCUGGUCUUGUAUCGCGUUUUAUACAAUCUGCCUGAAGGGACGGGGCGGAGAAAGGGCGGCACAAGCGCCGCGCUCUAGCAAACCAGAAGGGUUUUGUCCCCUUCGGCCGCCUGUACAAACCCCGGAAGUGUUGCUCCUCCCCGUUUCCCCACCUCCUGCCGGCGAUGCCCGGCUUUAGUUCGGUCCCAAAAUGGCGAAGCUGCUGAGCUGCAUUUUGGGCCCGCGGCUCUAUCGGGUUUAUCGGGAGCGAGGAUCGCGUCGUUCCAGGCCGGAGGCCAUCGCGUCUUCCCAAGGCGCUCUUGAACCUUCUUGGGAGUCAUAUUACCAGCCCCGGACUCUUGAAAAACAUGCCGACAGCAUCCUUGCACUGGCUUCUGUACUGUGGUCCAUUUCCUAUUACUCCUCCCCGUUUGCUGCAUUUUACCUAUACAGAAAAGGUUAUUUAACAAUGUCGAAGGUUGUCGCAAUCUCUCACUACGCCGGGACUAUGCUGUUGUUAUUGGCUGGGAUUGCCUGUCUUAGAGGCAUUGGUCGCUGGACUAAUCCUCAGUACAUUCAGUUCAUCUCUAUUCUUGAGGACGCACACCGAUAUGGCAAACCUGAAAACAAGAAGAAGCUUUGCAGUUACAAUUUUGACUUCAGAAGUUGGCCCGUGGACUUCCGGUGGGACGAGGCUACAAGCCGGUCAGAUUCCCGCAACGUUCCCCUAUUGCGGGCAGAACCAAAGCACCGAAGUGCAGUCAACAGUUUCCUGCAUACAAUCAAGAAGUUACCUUGCCAGAUUGCCAGCUACAUAGUGGCUCACACCAUUGGUCGGCGCAUGCUGUAUCCAGGCUCCGUGUAUCUGCUGCAGAAAGCCCUUAUGCCCAUGUUGGUUCAAGGACAGGCCCGACUGGUGGAGGAAUACCAGGGGAAACGAGCCAAGCUCGCCGCUUGCGAUGGCAAUGAAAUCGACACCAUGUUCAUGGACCGGAGGGAUACUUCGGAGCCCCAAGGCAAAAAGCUGGUGAUUUGCUGUGAAGGCAAUGCAGGAUUCUAUGAAGUUGGCUGCCUGUCCACCCCGUUGGACGCUGGAUAUUCUGUGCUGGGAUGGAACCAUCCGGGUUUUGCAGGCAGCACGGGAGCGCCGCUACCGCAGAAUGAGGCCAAUGCUAUGGACGUGGUGAUGCAGUAUGCCCUCCACAACCUGGGUUUCCUCCCAGAAGAUAUCAUCCUCUAUGCCUGGUCCAUCGGGGGCUUUACAGCCACUUGGGCAGCCAUGUCAUACCAAGAUGUCAGUGCCCUUAUUUUGGAUGCCUCCUUUGACGACCUCGUUCCUCUUGCCCUCAAGGUCAUGCCGGAAAGCUGGAGGGGUUUGGUUACCAGGACAGUGAGACUGUAUUUGAACCUUAACAAUGGAGAACAGCUUUGCAAGUACCAGGGGCCUGUGUUACUGGUGCGCAGAACCAAAGAUGAGAUCAUUACCACAACGGGUCCUGAAGAUAUAAUGUCCAACAGAGGGAAUGACUUGCUUCUGAAGUUACUACAGUUCAGGUAUCCCAAAGUCAUGGCUGAGGAAGGGGUGAGAGUUGUUCGGGAGUGGCUGGAAGCUUCCACCCCCAUGGAGGAAGCCUCCAUUUACAGCCACUAUGAGGUGGAAGAUGACUGGUGCCUGUCCGUGUUGACGUCCUACGAGGCCGAGCAUGGCGGUUCCUUUCCCUGGACUGUCGGGGAUGACAUGACUGCAGAAGGGAGACGGCAGCUUGCACUAUUCCUGGCCCGGAAGCACCUCCAGAACUUUGAAGCAACCCACUGCGCUCCACUUCCUCCCCAAGACUUUCACCUCCCGUGGCAUUUAUAGCAUUACUGCCCCCCCCCUCCCUGCUGCACUCAUGACUUUCUGUAUUGGCAUUGACGUCUUUCCUUCUGGCUAGUGAAUUUGCUUUCCUUGCGUGUGUGUGAUUGUAUGUCCGACUGUCACCUCUUCCACUCCCAGCUGCACGCUGUAAAUCUGCAUCCUCUCCCCUGUAAUAUUUAUCCUCUAAUCCCAGGAGCCCCUCCCCCAUAAUUGUAGGGGGUUCCAAAUAAAAGAUGGUAUUUUUUAUACUUUCA
Heteronotia binoei (common prickly gecko) is the source of this 2303-nucleotide messenger RNA. It is a transcript of the gene ABHD16A, whose product is annotated as abhydrolase domain containing 16A, phospholipase. The transcript is spliced from 20 exons. Lineage: Eukaryota; Metazoa; Chordata; Lepidosauria; Squamata; Gekkonidae. Bases 403 to 2052 code for a protein of 549 amino acids. Gene Ontology annotation, molecular function: monoacylglycerol lipase activity; glycerophospholipase activity. The record is from RefSeq and is a predicted model, not a curated record. Gene Ontology annotation, cellular component: endomembrane system. Gene Ontology annotation, biological process: monoacylglycerol catabolic process; phosphatidylserine catabolic process.